Messenger RNA from Monopterus albus (swamp eel), 3949 nucleotides. It is a transcript of the gene shld2, whose product is annotated as shieldin complex subunit 2. Gene Ontology annotation, biological process: regulation of double-strand break repair via homologous recombination. Gene Ontology annotation, cellular component: nucleus; site of double-strand break. The record is from RefSeq and is a predicted model, not a curated record. The transcript has 13 exons. The coding region runs from base 1 to 2979 and encodes 992 amino acids. Lineage: Eukaryota; Metazoa; Chordata; Actinopteri; Synbranchiformes; Synbranchidae.
AUGGGGACGGAUCCGCCAUGUUUCCCAAACUUCCUCUCUAAACUCUCCUGCACCGACACUGAAGGGGCAGAGACCGAGAGGUUACGAAGGCGAGGAGGGGAUAAGAAAGAGCAAUAUGACGGAAGAAGGAAGCAGGACAGCAGCGAUGACAACGGCAGAGCAUACCUGGAUGACGAAGGUCUUGUCGUGGAUGCCAGGACACAACCCCAGCUGGCUCAUGUAGGCCGCCUCACUGAUGAAGUUCUCAAUGCCGUGGAAAACGCCUCUGCCGGUGGCGGAGAUCCGACCAUGGAUCCCUCCCUGACUGAUGGGCUUCCCGGGCAUCCGGUGCUGGCUGUGCUGGGCCCGGUAGCCCUCUAUCACCUCCCACUCUCCGUUGUCUCUCCUGAUGGGGAAGCAGACGCUCAGGACGUGGUUACACGGCUUGAUGAUCCGCAGGAUCCCGCGGACCUUCUUCUUCUUCUGCUCUGGGCUCUCACGGGUCUUCAGGUCCUCCACCAGCUUGUCCUCCACGAUAGCGGAACCCCGAUCAAAGAAGCCCUCAACCAUGGUGAAAAAGUUGGGGUCGUCGCCCCGGUCCACGGCCUGGCUGUAGCCACGGGACCGCAGCAGGGACGCGGACACAGGGCGAACAGUGUCAGCGGCAGAGCAGCCCGACGCCAGGAUGCUGCCAGCUCCCCGGCUAACAGCAUGUGUGACCAGCCGAAGAUCCACAUCUUCUUGGGGGCUCCUUCUUCCUCCUCUGGCCUAGCAUUGGUUCCCAAACCUGGUCUGGAGGGUGAGGAUCACCCCCCUGCUGAGUGGAGCCACCUGGAGCUCACCUGGAUGGAUGGGCGGCUGAGGCCUGCAACAGAUGAGGCAGGGAAUCCAGCGAGAUCAUCAGCAGAGGAGGAACCAACUGAUGAGAAGGACCAAGGUGAUCAAACUAACACUGGUCGGGAGGGUUCAGGCUCUAAAGCUGAUUGGACCUCAGAGGCGUCUCGAGGAUGGGAGAAACCAGCGGGACCGACAGAUGAAGAAUUGAAUCCUGAAAAGGAAGACCAGUGUUCAGCUUCGGUUCUUGAGUAUCUGGACAGCUAUUUCCCUGCAGCUCAACCAGAAAAACCAGAACCAGAAUCGCCACAUCGCUCUGAGCCAUCUCCUGCCGUUCCUCCUCUGUCCAUCCGCACUCAGUACCUCACCACCUGGACUCUGAGCGGGAGUGGCAGGGGGCGCGUCCAAGCGGCAGCCGGCCGAGAGAACACCCUGCCUCCACAAACCCAGCCCAAACACACUCAAACACUGCCCUCUGUGUCCCACUGCUCCCCAGAGCUCUUCAGCCCUGUAACCCCAUCCCUCGAAGCCUCCGCUGAGCUCUGCAGCCAGUCUUGCCUGAUCCCGAGGGAGGAGGAAGAGGGUGUUGUCCUCCAGGUCACCAGAGACGGGGUGCUCUGCUCCCAGGAGACCGCCCGUGAUUCCCCCAGCACAUCCCCUGAUUCCAAGAGAGCUCGAAUCUGCAAAGACUAUAGCACUGAAGUGACUGAGGUGGAGUCACACAGCACCGUCAGCAGCGCUGGGCUACGAGGUGCCACCACGCUGCUGGCCCAUUGUGACAGACCGGGGGGGUGGCACUCGAUUCUGGUGGCGGUGGUUCACCCCUGUCACCUGAAAGAGGUCAAGGUGAAGACUGGGCCGUCGGCAGGGACUUUGGUUCCACUGGCGUCUAUCGUGGUGACAGACCAGUCGGCUGUUGAGAUGAAGGUAGUACUGUGGAGGCGAGCAGCGUUCUGGGUGCUGACCCUGAGUCCUGGAGACAUCCUGCUCAUCACAGGGCUGCAGGUGAAUGAAGACAGGUGGAGAGGAGAGACGGUGCUACAGUCGACCUUCAGCAGCAAGCUGCUCAACCUAGGACAGGUCACCGCCUCCACCUCACCACCAGCUCCUCAGCAUGUCAGUGCUCGCUCUCUCACCUCUCUGUGUGGUUUCCUCCGGGAGCGACACCCCCUGCUGGUGUCUCUGCCUCACCAUCCCCUUCAGGACCUGAACCGCCUCCCCUACGCCACCCUGAGGUCAUUGAGAGUCAACACACUGGUUCACGCCCUGCUGCGUAUCACACACACUCACAUCAGCACAGCAUGGCGGAGUGAGGCUGAGUCUCGCUGCAGGUCGGCGGUCCAGCUGAAGGCGGUUCUGACUGUGGAGCAGGCGGGUGGCCAGCAGGGGACGCUGCUGCUGUGGGGAGUGGCUGUGAACUGGCUGCCUCGCUUCAACCAAAACAAAGCGGCUGUCUGGGACUUCCACAUCCUCCUGGUGAGAGAGGGUUUGACCUCUGACCUCAUGGAGCUGCACUCCACUCCCUGGACCUCUGUCCAGCCUCUAGACCCCACCGACCGCCGGGCACAGGGCUUUCACCCACUGAAACUCGUCCAAGCAGGAAACAGCAGCAGUGUGGAGCUGGACCUGGACACGCUGCUGUCCCAGAAAUACAGUGGUGACGUGGAGCUUAGAGUUCAGGUCACUGCCUUCCACUUCCAGGAGGGCCCACCUUCCCAGAAUGCACCUCAGCCAGUCCUCGAUAGCUCAACGCCACUAGCCGGCAUCCUGGAGGCACUGAGUGGCCGCUGCCCCGCCGAGCUUGAUACGGAUGCCAAUGGCAUCUGUGGCCCCUGCUACCCCUGCCUGCCCCACACCGGUGUACGCCGCUACUACAGGCCAGGUGUGUUGACAGUGAGUGGGCAGGGCAGCCGUCAGGUGUGUGUUCAGGUUCCCCCUGUUCCUGUGCAGAAGAUCCUCGAUGCUCCACCUGAUAAACUCAACAGGAGGUCAGCCCCAGGUUCUGAGGUGAAGCAUAUCCAGUUAGCAGCAGAGAGGAUCCAGAGCCUCCUCUCCCUCCCACAGAAAACCUUCAUCAUCACUGUCCGGAGCAACUUCUUGUGUGACGAGAACAGCGUCCCCAUCCAUCAGGACCUGAUGCUGCUCGACCUUCAGUUCCCCAACUGAUGGAUGGCGGCUGAGGCGGCUGACUAGUCACUGAGCUGUCCACUAGUGAAGCUUCCUCCACGUGUUGUAGAGCGGUGGGCGUAAAGUUUGCAGGUCGGUGUCCAUGUUUUGUCUUUCCCCAGACAAAAUACACAGGAGCAAAAAUGUAAGGAAUGUGUUAAAUGCUAUUUAUCUGCUCUAAUGUUAGCAUGUCCAGCUAACUAGCUUUAUCGUCUACAGUAAAACCUCCAAGGUAUUAAAGAGUCUGCUUUAAACCAACUGUGGCAAGGAGGCGUGUGUUAAUGCAGGGCCCAAAGCCGAAACCACUAUAUUAACUGAUUUAUGACAAUGCCACCCUUGGGAAUUUCACCCCAGGAAAGGUAUCAACCUUACUAACCACUAAAAAUCACAGACUAAAUGUUGCGAAUCUUAGGAUGCAUUUAAAUGUCAAACCUGCCGCAUUAAGCCUGGACAGGUGUAGCAGUAACUAUGGCCAGUUGUUAAACCAAAUCCAAACUGUGGUGAUGUCUGGGACAGAAUUAUCAGAGAAUAUUUACACAUGGGAUUUAAUUCACAUUGAAGCUCGUUUGACAGCUGAGAUAUUUAAUCAGUUAAUUAAUCAAUUCGUGUAAUAUUUGAUAUUUUGUCUAAAGAAUGGCACAGAUGAGUAAAAACACUUUUAAAAUUCAAGAAAUUGAUGUUAGUGUGGUGUUUAUAUAUAAAGAUGACCUCUUGCUAAUGAGACCAAAAUCAAAUCUGUAUCAGUGCUUAUUGAAUAUUGUCGAUAUUUAACCAAUAACAAAUGAGCCUGCUCAAAGUGAGUUUCUUUUUAUUAUGGCGUUUAUUUGUUUUAUCACUUGUUGACCAAAUAAAAUCACAUAAUAUACCCCCCACUCUUGAUUCAUUGCUUGCAGUAAUAGUGUUUAAAAACACGUUGCGUCUGGAUUAUGCAAAAUAAAUGCGACAUUUGUGCAGAAAAUGCAAUAAUGGG